Messenger RNA from Prorocentrum cordatum, 1839 nucleotides. The record is from the annotation of a GenBank genome assembly. NCBI's taxonomy places the organism in Eukaryota, Dinophyceae, Prorocentrales, Prorocentraceae.
AUGCAGCUGGAGAAGUUGCCCGAGGCCUGGGGCCCCAGCAACUUCGAGGUGGCCCGGGCAGCCAUCCGCGCCCAGAUGGAGGCUGUGCGGGCGCAGCUCGCGGGGGCCCUUGGCGGCGCGGGUUGGCGCGCCGCCGUGGUUGAUUGCGAAAAGGGUUCGCUUCGUGUUGUUGCAUUUUACUCCGUGACUUACGUCACCUCCGACGGCGACGUGAAGGGCUCCAGGAACAUAGUUACGACCACGGUCUACAUUGUGGCGAUCGCGAUCGACGACCACAAUGUCAAGUGGUGCGACUGCGACUGGAGGAGCUGCUGGCGGCUCAGCAGCACUCCGAUUGGACGCCCCAUCAUGGGGCGGAGAGCCCGACAAGCUGCUGGCGUACAAGUUCGACGUCGGGCUCUUCAGAAGAGCUAUAAGAUGCAGGACAGGUACGUGGUGGGACCCCAGCUGGUGAGAGCGCUGGGGGCAAGGACACGCAGACUGGCACAGGCGUGCCCCGACAUCGACAAGAUCGACGAGGUCACCGACGAGGGCAAGCUGACAGGAUGGCAACGCGUCUUCGACUUCCUCUUGUCGAAGCUCGACCUGUCCAACGUGAAUGAGACGGGGAACUCAGCGGAUAAGUUCUUCAACGAGCUCCAGCGGGAGCCGGGUGAGGGCUUCCCCGACUGGACGGCGCGCUGGGAGGCGCACGAGCGCGACCUCUUGUCGCAGCUGAAGGCGGUGGACAGCUCGGUCGAGGAGGUCAUCGCAGCGCCUCUGAGGACGUGGUGGUACCUCCGCCGCUCGCGCCUGAGCCCUGUGGCAAGGGGCGAGAUCACCGCUACGGCGGGCGGCGGCUACGACUUCGGCGGGACGCACAAGCCGCUGUGCACGAGGUACCCGCGGGAAGCGCUGAAGGAGAUCGACGGGGUCCGCGAGAAGAAGGGCAGGCGCGCGGGGUUCUUCGGCGAGGCCGAGGAGGCCGAGCAGGAGGACCACGACUUCGAGGACAGGUCCGAGAUCGCGGACAUCGUGGACCAGCUGGUGAACUUAGCGGACGAGGAGGACUCGACCCUCUUCGAAGAGUUCGAGCUUGUCGACGACUACGAGGACGGCAUCUACGCGGAGUUCAGGCAGCUGGGCAGGCACUUCAAGGACGCGAGGGACCUCAUCAGGAAGCUCAAGUUCGGACACCAGGCGAAGGACUGCCCCGAGAGGACGAAGGACCGCGGCAAGCCACAGUACAACGAGAUGACCUCGUUUGCGCUUCUCGAGCUCGGCGACCUGGUGCUCCUCUUGGACGACGUGGGCGGCGUCUGGGCGAUCCUCGAUUGCGGCGCCACGAGGAGCCUCAUCGGUGUGACGAUGGCCGAGCACCUCAUCUACGACAUGGAGGAGAAGCACAGCCUGCUGCUCGACGUGGUGGAGCGGACGCGUUACUUCACUUUCGACGGCGGCAGGCGCAAGAGCUCGAUGGGCACCAUGACGGGUGCCAUCUUUCUCGGCGACGGCCAUGAGAAGAUCGAGAUCUCGAUCAUGGACAACGAGGUGCCACUGCUGAUCGGCAUGGACGUGCUGGGACCUGAUCAUACCAACGCCCUCAUCGACUGCGGCAACGGCUACCUGAUGCUGCCGAAGAUCUCACAUCACGUCUUCCAGUGCCGGAAGAUGCCCAGUGGUCACCUCGCCAUCAACGUGACGACUCCGACGCGGUGGCAGAACAUCCCCCAGAGCUUCCCGAACAUCGUCGGGAUCACACAGUGCAGCGCCCUGGAGGACGAGGCUAAGACGUCCGCGGUCGCGGACGAGGCGGCGCUGGCGCUGGCGCCCGCGGCUGGCGCGGGGGCCUCGAGCUAG